AAUCCCUUCUGUAUUCAAGCUGUCAACCCUCUCUCUCUCUCUCUCUCUCCUUUCUCACCAAUCCCAAAACCCAUUUCUUCACUCUUCAAUCUCUCUCUAUUCCUCAAUCUUCAACCAUCACAACCAAAACAUUAAAACUCUCAAACAUAAACUAAACCAAAACCAAAAACAAAAAAACAUGAGAAAAAACAUGUUUUCCUUCGCUUACAUAACAACCAUUCAAUUUUUUCUAAUUCUUUCAUUUUCAACCCUUUCUUCUUCAACAAGUUCCAAUGCAACAUCCAUCUACGAGGUUCUAUUCAACCAUGGUCUUCCAAUGGGAAUUUUCCCAAAGGGUGUAAACGAGUUCAACGUUGGUGAAGAUGGUAAAUUCUGGGUACAUUUAGAUCAAGCAUGUAACGCAAAGUUUGAGAAUGAAUUGCAUUAUGAUCGAAACGUUUCUGGGUCAUUGAGUUAUGGAAAGAUCGAUGCUUUGACCGGUUUAGAAGCUCAAGAUCUUUUCCUUUGGUUCCCUGUUAUGAGUAUUCGUGUCGAUGUUCCUAGCUCUGGUUUGAUUUACUUUGAUGUUGGUGCUGCUUAUAAACAAUUCUCUUUGUCCCUUUUUGAAACUCCUCCUGAAUGUGUCGCUGUUCGUACCGAUGAUGAUUCCAAGGGUCAAUCGGGAAGGCUCCGCUAUAAACUAGAUCAAGAACCUUCUGGAAGAGAUGUUCUAUAGAUGAAAGCAGGAAAGGGUGAAGUUUUUGUGUAGUAAAAUCGCCAUGGGUUCUCCAAUCAGAAUGUAUUCAUUCGGGGAGUAUAAAUUAAUAGGUCCAAUGAUUCGGUCCUAUUGUUGUCGUUUGUGUUAUCUCAGCGUAUAGUGCAGAAUUUAGUGUAGUAGAGGCAGCCACUGUGUAUUUGAAAGGGAAGCAACGACCAGAAUCUGUUUUGCAUUGGAAAGAUGGAGCAAGAAUAGAGCAUUUUGUUGAAAUGGAUUCAGGUGACAAGUUUGCAAAGAUUUUGUUGUAUGUUGUAUCAUAAGAAUGUAUCCGGGGGUGUUGUUCAGUUGAAUCGAAGUUGUUAUAUCAGUUUAAAAUAGAAAGAAUACUUUUGAUAUGAAAAUUCAUGAUUAUUAUUUAUAUGUUUUCUUUUGCUGAAUAAAAUUUAUGCAACUCCUUCAUGAUUACUUGUUA
Messenger RNA from Medicago truncatula (barrel medic), 1169 nucleotides. RefSeq lists its product as uncharacterized. The transcript has 2 exons. The coding region runs from base 179 to 715 and encodes 178 amino acids. The record is from RefSeq and is a predicted model, not a curated record. Lineage: Eukaryota; Viridiplantae; Streptophyta; Magnoliopsida; Fabales; Fabaceae.